ACUUCGCCUCUAAGUAUAAGUACAGGCCUUCCCCAGGCCUUUAUUGUCACUGUCUUCUUUCUUUUAAAAGGUUAUGGAAUCACUUGUGCUUCGAUCAAAGCUCUAAUAUUCCAAAAGAGUUUUGGUUUUGGACUCACUUGAGCUAUAGCAUUGCAGGCAGUGAUCAUCCUAUUAUAGAUUCCUUGACAUCUCUCUUUUCUCUGUGCAAAGCUCUCAUCUUUUGCAAAAUCUAAGAAGUGGGGUUUCAGUGAAACGGUUCAUAAUCAUAGGCUCUGUGUUGAAGAAGGCAGAGAAGAAAAGCAAGAGUCUUUGGUGGAGAUGAUGGAGGUUUCAGGCAAGAAAAAGAUCAAGCCUGACCCUUUCACUGAUAUUGUGUUUUCUUGGUCCCUGGAGGACAUUUUCAAUGAGGAUCUUUACAAAGACAAGGUGAAAAAGAUUCCUGAAUCAUUUCAAUCGGCUCAACAUUACUUUCGGUCUUAUAUAUAUCCUUUACUGGAAGAAACCCGAGCAGAAUUGCAUUCAAAUAUGAAAACUCUUAAUAGAGCACCGUUUGCUCAAGUAGUGGGUUUUGAAGAAGCCCAGCCAUAUGGAACAAAGCUAUAUGAUGUCAAGGUUGAUUACUGGCAUAACAGGUUCAUUGAUAGUGGCAAGGAGCCAUAUAAAACUUUGCCCGGUGAUCUUUUUGUUUUAGCUGAUGCUAAACCUGAAACUGUUUCCGAUUUACAAAGAGUAGGGAGGUCAUGGGCUUUUGCAUCGGCCACUAAUUAUGUCCCAGAAAGUGAGAAUGAAGAUGACAGUACCUCUCUUUAUUUCAAAGUCAUGGCAUCAAAAGAGUUUGAAGUCAAAAAUAGCACGACAUCACUUUUUAUAGUUUUCUUGGGGAGUUUAAUCCGUGAUGGAAGAAUUUGGAAAGCGUUGCACAUGUCCAGAAAUCUGAAUAUUAUCAACGAAGUUCUAUGCACUGAUUCUAUGGUUCAGAAAGGUUUCUGCUCUGAAAGGAAUAAUGACAUCUGGAAUCAGAGUAUAGUUGAGAGUUUAUUGAUGUAGAACAGAUAGCGGUCCAAUUUCAAGAACAAUUGGAUCGUGCUAAGGGUGGAAACCGAAAAGGGACUAGUAGACGUGAAAUGGGCCUCCGGAGUCCGAUCGGGACGCACUUUAGCUUUCCGGAAAGGGAAUCGCUCCAGAAAGCAAACUCGUCGCUAUGCCACGACGUGUGACCUUUUUCGGGCUUUCGGGAUCGUUUAGGGCCUCAAAAUGGCAUUUUUCUAUUUUACCCGUUUUUGGUUUUCUUAGUUAUUUUUGGAUUGUUUUCGUUUUUAUC
Messenger RNA from Rosa chinensis, 1321 nucleotides. RefSeq lists its product as uncharacterized. Lineage: Eukaryota; Viridiplantae; Streptophyta; Magnoliopsida; Rosales; Rosaceae. The transcript has 3 exons. The record is from RefSeq and is a predicted model, not a curated record. The coding region runs from base 319 to 1047 and encodes 242 amino acids.